Messenger RNA from Cucurbitaria berberidis CBS 394.84, 252 nucleotides. Its product is annotated as diphthamide biosynthesis protein 3. The transcript has 2 exons. Gene Ontology annotation, molecular function: metal ion binding. Gene Ontology annotation, biological process: protein histidyl modification to diphthamide. The record is from RefSeq and is a predicted model, not a curated record. NCBI's taxonomy places the organism in Eukaryota, Fungi, Ascomycota, Dothideomycetes, Pleosporales, Cucurbitariaceae. The coding region runs from base 1 to 252 and encodes 83 amino acids.
AUGGCCGACGAGGAUUUGAACCUGUACGACGAGAUCGAAAUCGAGGACUGCUUCUACGACGAGACCCUGCAGAUCUAUCACCAUCCAUGUCCAUGCGGCGACCGCUUCGAGAUAUCCAUCUACGACAUGCGAGAUGGAGAAGAUAUUGCGCGCUGCCCCAGCUGUAGUCUGAUGAUCAGGAUUAUAUUCGAUCCGUCUGACCUCCCUCCCGAAAAGACGGAUGCGCUCCAAACUGCAGCCAUCAAGGCUUAG